This is a messenger RNA of Sorex fumeus (smoky shrew), 979 nucleotides long. RefSeq names its product RAS like family 10 member A (gene RASL10A). The record is from RefSeq and is a predicted model, not a curated record. The coding region runs from base 49 to 660 and encodes 203 amino acids. NCBI's taxonomy places the organism in Eukaryota, Metazoa, Chordata, Mammalia, Eulipotyphla, Soricidae. Gene Ontology annotation, molecular function: GTP binding; GTPase activity. The transcript has 3 exons.
CCGGCCCAUGAGGCUCCCCGGCGCGGGGCGCGGCGGCGCGCGAGGGCCAUGGGGGGCAGCCUGCGGGUGGCCGUGCUGGGCGCCCCGGGCGUGGGCAAGACGGCCAUCAUCCGCCAGUUCCUGUUCGGCGACUACCCGGAGCGCCACCGACCCACGGAUGGACCGUGCCUCUACCGGCCGGCGGUGCUGCUCGACGGCGCCGUCUACGACCUGAGCAUCCGCGACGGCGAUGGCGCUGGCCCGGGUCCGAGCCCGGCAGGGCCGGAGGAACGGACAGACUCGAAGGACUGGAACUUGCAGGACACCGACGCCUUCGUUCUCGUCUACGACAUCUGCAGCCUGGACAGUUUUGACUACGUGAAGGCCCUGAGGCAGCGCAUCGCGGAGACCAGGCCGGCAGGCGCGCCUGAAGCGCCCAUCCUGGUGGUGGGAAACAAGCGGGACCGGCAGCGGCUGCGCUUCGGACCUCGGCGUGCACUGGCCACCCUGGUGCGCAGAGGCUGGCGCUGCGGCUACCUCGAGUGCUCAGCCAAGUACAACUGGCACGUGCUUCGUCUCUUCCGCGAGCUGCUGCGCUGUGCGCUGGUGCGCGCGCGCCCUGCACACCCGGCCCUGCGCCUGCAGGGGGCGCUGCACCCCGCGCGCUGCAGCCUCAUGUGACCGAAUUGGACCGCGCUGCUCACGUGGGGGCGGGGCAGAGGACGGAUACAACCCAGGAGCCGGAUUGGACAAGACUGUCCAACUUGCCUCGGAUUGGAUGGGAGCGUGCUCGUGCUGAUUGGAGGAAGGAAGUUCCCACCCCUGGGCGAUGGGCCUGUCUUGGAACCUCAUUGGGUCACCUUGAACCCCUCUGGGUCAAGAUCUUACUGGAUGAAAGGGAUUUGGCCGUGAACUUGAUUGGAUGCUCAGACUGCUCUUAGUGCUUCAUUGGAGAAACUUUAAGUCACACCUCUCAGGAGGCAAUAAAGUGGAAACCGUU